UCUUGCUCCGACACACUGCCUCAAAAUGCUGUUCUUCAGCUUCUUCAAAACGCUGGUCAACCACGAAGUCACUGUCGAGCUGAAAAAUGACAUCUCCAUUCGCGGCACCCUUAAGUCGGUCGAUCAAUUUUUGAACAUCAAGUUGGACAACAUUUCGGUGGUGGAUGAGGUGAAGUUUCCGCAUUUGAGCUCGGUCAAGAAUGUGUUUAUUCGGGGAAGUGUGGUGAGAUAUGUGCACUUGCCUGCGGCAGCAGUGGAUACACCUUUGUUGGAGGAUGCGACGAGGAGAGAGGCAUCACAGACUGCGGCGAAGGCAAAGGCGAGCUGAGUGGGAGACGAGACAUGAGAGACCGAAAAGGCUCAGCACGACACACACACGGGGUGGCCUGGGAGAGUCGAGAGUUCCGCAGCCCGAGCACCAAAUGAGGCUGAGCAGCGGACGCUAUUACGCCGGAGAGCGACAAGUAUCUCACUCGUGCUGCUUCAUGGACCUUGGGCGGCCAGAUGCCAGACGGGAAGAGGAGCAGACACAAACACACGCGAAGGCACCGAUGUCACAAGAUGAGACGUGGAGGAUUGGUAGCGUUGGUCCGACCUCUGGUCAGAAAAAUCAAAGUUCUGGUUU
Messenger RNA from Zymoseptoria tritici IPO323, 625 nucleotides. RefSeq lists its product as uncharacterized. Lineage: Eukaryota; Fungi; Ascomycota; Dothideomycetes; Mycosphaerellales; Mycosphaerellaceae. Gene Ontology annotation, biological process: mRNA splicing, via spliceosome. The record is from RefSeq and is a predicted model, not a curated record. Gene Ontology annotation, molecular function: RNA binding. The transcript has 5 exons. The coding region runs from base 26 to 328 and encodes 100 amino acids. Gene Ontology annotation, cellular component: Lsm1-7-Pat1 complex; U6 snRNP; U4/U6 x U5 tri-snRNP complex.